CCCCUGACCCCCCGGGGGACGAGGGGCCCGGGACCGGGCCCAGGACCAGCCGGACCCGCCGCCGCCUCCCGGGUCUCUCUUCUCUAUGGAUCUGGCUGCUAGUGAUGGUAAAGCCAGGAAGAGGCUCCUUUAAACCGCUCACAGGAUGAAUCACCUGCCAGAGGAUGUGGAAAACGUCCUCAGCAGUAGCCAGGUCUCCCACGCGUCCUUGCGGGAUGUCCACACCAUCAACCCAACCCAGCUGAUGGCCAGGAUCGAGUCGUACGAAGGCCGGGAAAAGAAGGGCAUAUCGGAUGUCAGGAGGACUUUCUGCCUGUUCGUCACCUUUGACCUCUUAUUUGUCACUCUGCUGUGGAUAAUAGAGUUAAAUGUGAAUGGGGGUAUCGAGACCACUUUAGAGAAGGAAGUUUUACAUUAUGACUACUCUUCUUCUUAUUUUGAUAUAUUUCUUUUGGCCGUUUUCCGAUUUAAAGUGUUAAUAUUUGCAUAUGCACUGUGCAAAUUGCGCCAUUGGUGGGCAAUAGCGUUGACGACAGCAGUGACCAGUGCCUUUUUGUUAGCAAAAGUAAUUCUUUCCAAGCUCUUCUCCCAAGGUGCUUUUGGAUAUGUGCUGCCCAUCAUUUCAUUCAUCCUGGCCUGGAUCGAAACCUGGUUUCUGGACUUCAAAGUCUUGCCGCAGGAAGCUGAGGAAGAAAACAGGCUCUUGAUAGUUCAGGACGCUUCAGAGCGGGCAGUUCUUAUCCAGCCUGGAGUGCUCUCCGACGGACAGUUUUAUUCCCCUCCUGAGUCUGAAGCAGGAUCUGAUGAAGAAUCUGAAGAAAAGCAGGAUAGUGAAAAGCCAGUCCUGUGACAUUCUGUGAAUCGUGCGUGCUCUUAAUUAAUAAAAAGCGAAAACCCACGCCGGAGACCGGAUGGGAAGGAGUGGAAUAAGGGAGAAGUGAAACGGCACCGAUUGAGGGUAAACUGGCGGAGCUGCUCAUCGAGAACUUAUUUAUUGUAUUACCUCACGGAUUCUUUACCACGUCCACGUAUGUAUAUUAGCCUGGCUGUGGCUGGGGAGAUAAUGUCACGGUCCAUUCUCUGUUCAGCGACGCUGAAUCUGAUCGUCUAAUGACUGGAAAGUCUCGUGCUGUCCUCCUGCUUAAUAGGCCCAGUAAUAUAGCGAAGUAACACUUCUUCAGUAACAUGCAGGUGCGUGUGCUACGUCCUGGGGUUCACUAAAUGGAAUUGUUUUAAUUCAUGACUCGCGUACUUUUGAUUUUCUUUUUUUAACUCCCCUCAUUUCCCCCAUUUGUGUUUUUUAUUCCGACUUGCUCUUUGUACAGUUGUAAAAAGUGAAUAAACGACAACAUAUCAAGGUGGGAUUGAG
Molecule: messenger RNA, 1369 nt
Organism: Tachyglossus aculeatus (Australian echidna)
Lineage: Eukaryota; Metazoa; Chordata; Mammalia; Monotremata; Tachyglossidae
Gene: STARD3NL
Product: STARD3 N-terminal like
Exons: 9
Coding region: 146-850 (234 amino acids)
Source: RefSeq, a predicted model, not a curated record